Molecule: messenger RNA, 3937 nt
Organism: Etheostoma spectabile (orangethroat darter)
Lineage: Eukaryota; Metazoa; Chordata; Actinopteri; Perciformes; Percidae
Gene: apln
Product: apelin
Biological process (GO): signal transduction
Molecular function (GO): hormone activity; apelin receptor binding
Source: RefSeq, a predicted model, not a curated record
ACACACGCACACACACACACACACACACACACACACACAUACACACACACCACUACAGUAUAUCAGCGAGUGACUAGCGGAGAGCCAGAGGGGAGUGCAGAAAUGAAUGUGAAGAUCCUGACGCUGGUGAUUGUGCUCUUGGUGUCUCUGCUGUGUUCUGCCAGUGCUGGUCCCAUGGCCUCCACGGAGCAUGGCAGAGAGCUGGAAGAGGCGGCUACAGCAAGAAAAAUGGUCCAGCAAAACCCUGGGAGGGGCGGUCAGAGCCACAGACCAGCCGGCUGGAAGAGGAGACGCCCACGGCCACGUCUUUCCCACAAGGGACCCAUGCCGUUUUAGAGCAAGGCACUGCUUUGAGCGCCCUCCCCCAGGUUCUGAUUUCUAUGCUCUUCCUUUGCCUUGGGGGGCCUUGCAACAAAGGGCCUACGCUUGCCCAGCCUGAAGAGUGAUGUCCAUAGCACCUGCUGGUUCUUCAAGCAACUCUGUCCACAAAAAUCAGGACAAGCCGCUCACCCUCAGCUCUAGGAGGAAUUGAGGGCAGGGAAGGGGGAUGGGGGGUAUGGAGCCAGAGCUAUCAGACUCUAUUUCUCUGUCUCUCUCUUUCUCUUACUCUCACUCCCUCACUUCUUCUCUCUAUCUCUGUCUUCUCCCAAGUGUUUUUUUCUUUUCUUUUUCAAUUUUCCUAUUAUUUGCUUAAUAGAGCCCAAUCAUAGCGCUCUCCCUGAGUGUCUCACACAGUUUGCAUGACAUGUGGUGAAGAGGGAGCCCGGUCAAAACAAUCUGAGUCUUAAAGCAUCUGUCCCUUCUCCACGGUGUGGUAUUCCCAUCUCUCAGAUCCAAGGUUACUGCAGCUGCUGAUUUCAUUGCCGUGUGGCUACUUAACGGCUUUACUAGCGGCAGAGGGCGCUAAUAAUGUGGAAGGGCAGGGUCAGUUUUGAUAGUUGACAAUAUUAAGUUCACUAAUGAUAUUCUGGAUGUCUGGUGCAAAGAAGAAUUUGAGGUGUUUAAAAUGGAAGAGCAAGACAUUUGAAUGGCAUUAUAUCCAUCGCUUAAUUAAUAUUAUUGAUGGUGCUUUGUUCCUUCUAAUAACAGUACUUCCACAUUCAAAGUUAAGUUGGACUGAAAAGAAAGCACAUAUUGUCAAAACAAUCUAUUUAAGUGACAGAAUAAUUCCUUCAUUUGGAAGAUUCUUUAAUCCAAAGCUAUUUUGGUGUUUCUGAACUCAUUAACACCUUGGGGGGGUUAACUGACGUGCUCAAGGUUACUGUAACACCCACCUUGGAUGAGUCCUUUGACCCCAAAUCCCAAUCCCAAUCCUGUCCCCAAUCCCCAGCCUUCUCAUCAUACUGCUGCCCUGUGCAGCUGCUCUACUACACGACUGUUAACUGGCAGGGGCAGUCUGCUCCACCGACAGGCUGCCUUGCCUUUUAAUGAAGUGCCAAAUAAUAACCUUCUCCACAAUGCUGCCAGGAACAAAGGAAUAAAAAGGUUAGGGAGAAACACAUUACCUCUUGUUUCAAGUCUUGAUACACUGACACAUUAUGCAUUUUCAAUUUCUGCAAACAGAAAUCCCACAUGAGACAAUGUUAGCAAGGACCGUUAAAUUAGACCAAAAAAAGAAAGAAAGAGGAAACAAAGCAAAUAUUAGCUCAGUUACUAUUCCACCAUAAUCAGCCUACCACUAGUGCUCUGGCUGUUUUAACAUUCAGCAUAAGGCUGGUUUGACCCUGUGACUGAAAUCAUUCACUAAUGAAAUGCUAUGCCUUUCCAUCAUACUGGAAUAUAUUACUGUUUAUGUUUAUUUCUGUGUUUAGGUAGUUUUAUUUCUUUUUUUCUCAGGGUGCUGUGAUAGAGGCUUGUACUAGAGCAGUCUAUUUUGUGCAUUUAUUUAACUAAACACAUACAUACAUUACAUUUAAUGCCAAUAUGAGCAUAUUUUCGUAUAUUUCCUUACUCUUCCUCUAUGUAUUCACCAAUAUAGCCAUGUAUUCAGAUUCAGUCUUUUUUUCAGUCCUCAGACUCAUGAUCCUUUCCCUACAUUAUGUUGGGUACAGUUGCCUUUCUAGUCUGCCCUACCACAGCACAGGUGGUCGUGGCUUUGAUCAUUACGCUCAUUAAAUCCUGGAGUUAAUCUUUCUCAGAUGAAUCUCCCCAAGGCUUGCCGGGGCCACUUAGUCUGAGCUCAUUGUUAAAUUGGCUUAGACUGAAACCACACCCUUCCCCCUUUUCCAAUCCUCAAGCCCCUGCUGAUUCAACGUGUAACCAAGUAACCUAUUAGGACUGUAACCUGUAGAGCAGCCACCUUGCAGUCGUUCAUUGUGUAUUAGGUGUGUGGAGCAACUUCCUUGUUUUUUUCACUUGUAUUUUAGGUGAAAAUGGGAUUUCAAUCCACUGUGAUUCAAUCAGCAAACACUCCUAUUUCAAGUCAGUUUUGACCACACAGGCAACUGGCAGGUUAACCUAGAUUUCCAACACAUUUUCCCUCUCGCCAUGUCUCAUGCAAAUAUUAUAAUAAAAAGCAGUCUUCUCAGCUCCAGCAUGAGAAGCUUUUAUUAAGAGAGCAUCUAAAAUCACAGUGGUAAUCCACCCAGCCAAGAUCACCUUGAUUAAAAAUGUAUUAAAUCCUAGGGCACUGUGAAGAGUAAUAAUAAUUUCAGUUCCACCAUUAUUUUUUCAUACCCUCUCAGACAGAGAUGUAGAUUUCAUUAAUGCUCCUCGGGAGUGAGACAGCUUUGCUCAGGAUGUCUCAUGUAUUAUUGGGAAAGAUAGUAGGAAGAUAUGAGCUGUGGAUGGAAGUUCAAAGCAGCUGGAGUUUGGAUGCUGGAACUAGACUGGGUCGUGACAAGGGGUUCAAAUCAAUAUUUCCCCAUCUCAGAAGUUAUUGUUAUGGAGCCGAGCAACGUCUGUAUGCGCACUGUUCUUCAUGAAUGUAUGCUCACCAUCUGCACCAGCCAUGCUGCCCUUUCAGAGACCAGAGCAAACCAAUGUGUAUGUAAAGUACUCGUUUUAAUCUUGGUCUGGUUAUCAGUUGAAUCCAAAAAAUCAAAAGCCAAAUAUCCCACUGAUCCAAAGCCUCCGGUGUCAACUAGUCCCAACAAAUAGACGCGGCUUUGCUCCAAGACUUCUCUGUAUGGGUUUGCAAGGCUGCACUUUUGCAAUUCCAUUAUGCUGCUGGAAUAAUACACCCUGAAAACAAGAGUCUCUUGGUAUAGAAUGGUUUUCCAGUGUAUUGUGACAAUUUUUUGUCUGAUUCUUGUCUAGCUGGUUGUCCAAAGCUUACUUUUUGAAUACAGUGUAAAAAGCUGUAUCUUUUGUGGAUGUAACAAAAUAGAAAAGUAGUCUGCAGCACAAUAUGUCGUGGACACGUGAAAGCUUUCAGGCAUUCUUUUCUUGUAGAUCAUAGCCCACAGCCCUCCCCUGCACAUCAGGUUAAUGGGCCUUGUGGUGUGGAAGGACAAGCACGUCCAGGCUCAAACUGAAAUGGUAAACCAAUACAUUAUGCUCGGGGAGCAAAACCAUUUUCCUUAAUGGUCUUUUCCAGCAAGGCUUACACAAGAGAAACGAUUCCUAUCCUCUCAAUGUUUCCUCUCCAGUUCCUCUUCUCUGUGACCAUCACAAGGCCUGAGUAAUGUUCCUAUGCACUUGUUAGCAUGUUUUCCUGAUAGAAAAAUGUUUGUUCUGAGAAGUUGCCCCUUUGUGUUUAGUUCUUUUUGUCAAAAUGCAUUUGGCUGGGAGUGUUUAAGGAGUGAGGAUGAGCAGAGAGAUAGAUUUGUGUUACAGGUGGAGACGAGAAUAAGCUAGCAACAGGUUUUAAAAUAUUAGCUUUGAUCUCUGUUUCCGAAUAUAGACACAACCCCCACACAAAAUCAUCUCAGAAAAGCACAAGGUUUUUAUGUUUUUUUAAUCCUAUCGUCUUUCUAUACUCAGUUCUAUACCAGAU